CUCAUAUCAGUACUGUGUUUCGAAAACAUUAUUUCCAAAUUGCCAAGAAAAUCUCUAACCAUGGCAGGAGCUCCCAUCUCCAAAACCCAACUCACAAUUCUCUCCUUCCUUCUAUCCCUAGCCCUAGUUUUCGUCCUUGGAACAGGCGAAGAUGGUUUUGUCAGAGCCAUGGACAGGAAGCUUCUAGGGCUAAAAGAGGAGAAGCUCAGCCACUUCCGGUUCUACUGGCACGACAUAUACAGCGGCAAAAACCCCACCGCCGUGAUGAUAAUCCAACCGCCGGCCAACAAAUCGAAAAACGGCUUCGGCAUCGUUAGCAUGAUCGACAAUCCACUGACAGAAGGGCCAGAAUUAAGCUCGAAGUUGCUUGGAAAAGCUCAAGGGUUUUAUGGUUUAGCUUCGCAAGAAGAUAUUGCCAUGCUAAUGGCAAUGAACUUUCAUAUAGUUCAAGGAAAGUACAAUGGGAGCACUCUCACCAUCCUUGGCCGAAACCAGGUGUUCGAUAAGGUUAGAGAGAUGCCUGUGACUGGGGGCAGUGGUCUUUUCAGGUUCGCACGUGGCUACGCUCAUGCUAGCACUCACACGUUUGACCCUUCUACUGGAGAUGCUGUAGUUGAGUACAAUGUUUAUGUGCUCCAUUACUAGUUUUUCAUAUAUGGUUUUUGGUUUUUGAUAACUUUGUUGCUUAGUUAGAUUGAUUUUUGUUCUUGCCAUACGUCUUGUUAUUUAUUAUGAUAUGGCGUGGAUGACCCACUUCGAUACUGUGGGAACAUUAUCUGAUUGUGGAAUGUUUAUCAUAUUUAUUUAAGACUUUACCUUCGUACAAAA
This is a messenger RNA of Humulus lupulus (European hop), 828 nucleotides long. Its product is annotated as dirigent protein 22-like. NCBI's taxonomy places the organism in Eukaryota, Viridiplantae, Streptophyta, Magnoliopsida, Rosales, Cannabaceae. The record is from RefSeq and is a predicted model, not a curated record. The transcript has a single exon. The coding region runs from base 61 to 645 and encodes 194 amino acids.